Molecule: messenger RNA, 2850 nt
Organism: Cercopithifilaria johnstoni
Lineage: Eukaryota; Metazoa; Nematoda; Chromadorea; Rhabditida; Onchocercidae
Source: the annotation of a GenBank genome assembly
AUGCCAUCAAAAGAAUUUUGCUUUGUGAUACGGCGAUUGGUACUUCUAAUUUUAUUCGGAGCAAUUCUCACUUCUACUACGUCAUCUCAUCGACAUCGUGUUCCAAUAAUCGAUCUUGAUGGUGCAGACGAGCUGCUUGGCACUAUUCGAGAGGAUCGUACCAUAGUCAAUGUUAAUCCCAAAUUAGGCAUUGUUCACAAAACUGGACCAGUAUGUCGAUAUGAACUUACAAGCGAAGGUUCCGACGAUGUACCAUUUACGGUUGAUAUACAUGAUGAAAAAGAAGGUUCAGGUGUUAUACGAGUUAAAAAUGGUGUACAUUUAGACUGUACCAAUUCACAGUAUCUCAUCAAUAUGGUGGCAAUUCGCUGUGGUGAUGAUGCCAGAUCGGAAAGUGCACGGUUACGAAUCUCCGUAAAAGAUACCAAUGAUCACGCUCCAAUAUUUUCACACCCGUGGUACACCUUCAGCAUUAACGAAGGAAAAAUUUACAACGAAUUAGCUCGAUUGCAAGCGACCGAUGAAGAUUGUGGUCAUCCUUAUGGACAGAUUUGCAGAUAUCAGAUCACAAAUGCGCUAGAUGGAUUUCCCUUUGCUAUCGAUGACCAGGGUGUCUUACGGAAUACACGACCGCUGAACUACACCCAAGCCAAGUCCUAUAUUUUGACAGUUGUCGCCCACGACUGCGGCAUGCGUCAGUCCAAAUCAACCCUUGUUACUAUUAAUGUUCAUGAAGCUUGUGUGGAUGGUAUCCAUGGCAUCCUAGAACGAGUAACUUAUAUUCCUGGAUCUGGAAGUGUCCGGAUUGCACCGAAUGCACACGUUGUUACCUGUGCGGAAACACAACCAUGUAUUGUGAGAAGUGUAAAAAGCAUUCUAACACUACAAACUGACCAAUUAAUAAAUGGAUGCGAUCGCGAUGAUUUUAUUCCGGAAGCAAUUUGGAACAAAUGUGGAAUGGAUAAAUCAACAAUUACGCUAUUAACAGCCUCCGAUGAUGGCAUAACCGAUAAACAUACCUUUGAUGGAAAGUCAACUGCAACAAUUGUACCACAGGAAAAAAUAGAUGGUGUUAUUCCGUUAAAGUUUACGCUAUCUUUUUCGAUGAAACAUGCUCGUAGCAGUAAAGAAGAUCAAGACCGCAAACAAACAAUUCUAUGUGAAAGCGAUUACACAAACAUGAAUCGUCAUCAUUUUGCCGUUUAUACGCGUCACUGUAAGCUGGAAAUGUUGAUGCGUCGAGAGAGUAACGCUGAAGCUGCGUUUCGUGCUGCGGAAUGGCGGUGGAGCAUUCCUGAAGUUUGCGACAAUCAUUGGCAUUCAUAUUCCAUUUUGUUUGCAUCCGUUGAUACAGUUGAUUUAUACAUCGACGGUCGUAAAUUUGUCGCAACGAAAGAGAAUCCGGAAAUAUUGGACGAUUGGCCAUUGCAUCGAAUCAAAGAUACUGAAACUCGUCUAGUUGUUGGAGCAUGUUGGCAUGGUCGUAAUCGCAUAAUGUCACAGUUUUUUAAAGGUCAUCUAGCUUCCAUCUAUUAUUUACCACACAAACUUGAGCAACCGCAAGUUCUUCAGUGCUCCCAUCAAUGCAAAGAGAAGCUGGAAUUCAAUGCAAUCGAUCAGUUAGUACCAGGGGAGAAUGCAAUCUUUGCCGCGAAUUCAUCAUCUUUUUCCUUGAAAGCUAAUACUGCCGAAGAUUUAUCGCUGUUACUUCAACGAGUUACAUAUGCAAAUAAAAAGAAUCUGCCGACACCUGGGCAUCGUACCUUCUUCAUCAAUACAACCGUCCUAUGCUCCGAUGGAAAAACGCUUAUUCUUAAUCCUGGUAAAGGCUCAAUAUUCGUCCAACGAGAAGCUGAACCCGUAAUUUCAAUUAGCGGACUAUCAGUUGUGAACAAUGAUCAACAUCUCGUAAAAACAGGUGCACCUAUGCUUCCUGAAAUCAAAAUCACUGUAACCCAAAACGUCAAUGGAGAAGAGAUUGAGCGGACAAGUGUAUCGGAACUUGACUGGUGUAAAGUCCAUUUAAAACCAUCACGAGAUAUGGAUCUCGAAUAUUUCUCAUCUCCAGCUUCGUUAAUUGCUGCUCUUCGAAUUGAUUUUGAACAUGAUAAACAAGGUAUUUUACUGAAAGGUAAAGAAAAAGUUAAAGGUUAUCGAGAGAUUUUGUCGAAAAUUCACUAUUUUAAUACUCGAGCUGAUUCAUAUUCACGGAGAAUUUAUACUGUACAAUGUGCAAUGAAUGAUGGUCAAAUUCUUAGCAAUGAAUUCCUCGUUACGAUGAAUAUUAUCAAUACAUCAUUGCAAUCAAUUGAAUCACCAGUUACUGAAAUUUUGGAUGAUGAUGAAGUGCAAGUAGAUCCUGCAUUCGAUCGAAUUGGUGGAAAUCGAUUGCAAAAUUUACUGGAAAUGGAUUUACCACGGCCGAAGGCUUUGAUAUCACAUCACGGAUAUGGUGUACAGGGUGCUAUAGCAGGAGGAGCAGUUGCUGUAGUCGUUGUUUUUUGUGUUGGCUUCCUUCUGGUUAUGUUAGUGAUCGGAGUAUUAAAAAUGCGUGAUACUCCACUUCCUUCCAGACGGCGACGCAAUCGGCGAAAUACUGAAGGAGCAAUGGAGUGGGAUGAUAGUGGUAUGAAUAUAACAGUAAAUCCAUUGGAGGAAGUUAACAAAAAUGGCGUUGACUUCUCUGACGAAGAAAGCUCCGAUUGCGGUGAAAGUUUUCGUGAUGAAGGCUUGACAGAGGAUGAAGAUGCUGGACAUGUACUUCCUCACGUCGAUAAUGAGCGACAGAACAGAAGUUUGGAAUGGGAUGACACAACUUUAACAAAUAUUUCACGUACCUAUCGCGUAUAA